Debaryomyces fabryi is the source of this 1494-nucleotide messenger RNA. It is a transcript of the gene HBR3, whose product is annotated as rRNA-binding endoribonuclease. Lineage: Eukaryota; Fungi; Ascomycota; Pichiomycetes; Serinales; Debaryomycetaceae. The transcript has a single exon. Gene Ontology annotation, molecular function: RNA endonuclease activity. Gene Ontology annotation, cellular component: preribosome, small subunit precursor. The record is from RefSeq and is a predicted model, not a curated record. The coding region runs from base 1 to 1494 and encodes 497 amino acids. Gene Ontology annotation, biological process: maturation of SSU-rRNA; ribosomal small subunit biogenesis.
AUGAGUGAACUUAAUGGAGUCGUAGACGGUAACAAGAAGAUAAAGACCUUAGUGUUCGAUGCUGGUCCAUUAAUUACGCAAACAGCAUCUUCGUUACAACAAUACGCAUAUAACUAUUAUACCACUCCCGGUGUACAUAGUGAAUUGAAGGAUGACAAUGUUAGACAGCAGUUAUUGAUCUGGGACGACAAGCUUCAAGUGAGACAACCUAAACCACAAUACAUUCAGAAAGUGGUAAGUUUUGCGAAAUUAACAGGGGAUUACGCUGUUUUGUCGACAAAUGAUUUGCAUAUCAUCGCAUUAGCGUAUGAGUUAGAAUGUGAAGCAAAUAAUGGGGACUGGAGACUUAGAAAGUAUCCAGGGGAGGUUUUAGAGCAUCAAAAGAAAGUAGACCUGAAACAUGGGACGAAACCAGAAGUAGAGCUUAAGGAUCAAUCUGAAAAAAUUUCUAGCACCGAAAAAAUCGAUUCGAAGUCAGUACCUGAACAAGAGGAAUCGACACAAACUGCUGAGGUCGGUAAGAAGAAGCCACGCCGUAGAGGAGGUAAGAAGCAAAGAGCAAAAAGAGAAGCGCAGUUACAAAAAGAAUUAGACGAAGUACAUGUGGAGGAUGAUGAUGAAGUUGCACCUACUGUCUCAACCGAUCAAACACAAGAUUGCAGCAACGAUUCUGUGAUUCCAGACGUUACUGUUUCAGAAGAAUCCCCUAAGGCAGAGCCAACAGAAUAUGCCAGUGAAAAACAAGAAUUGGAUGAAGCUUACGAUGAGGAAGAUGAUGAUGGGGACUGGAUCACACCAGAAAACUUACAAGAGGAAAUGGUAAAAGAUAAUAAUGAACAGAUUCAAGAAGCAUCUUCUUCAGAAAAGCUGGGACCAUUCAUUAAAGUUGCAUUAUCGACUGGUGAUUUUGCAUGUCAAAAUGUUGCAAUGCAAAUUGGUCUUAAUUUAAUGAAUGCUAUGUCUGGUAAGCAAAUAAGAAGAGUCCGUAAUUAUAUGUACCGUUGUUAUGCUUGCUUCCGUUUAACACCUAUCCCUAAAAGUGGAAAGCCAAAACAUUUCUGCCCAAAGUGUGGUGGUAAUACUUUAUUGAGAUGUGCCGUUUCUAUCGAUACCACCACUGGUAAAGUCACCCCUCAUUUGAAAGCAAAUUUCCAGUGGUUUAAGAGAGGUGAUAGAUAUACUUUGCCUUCUCCAUUGUCUAAGAAUCAACAAAGAUUGCAAGGAAAGGCUGGUUACCAGCAUAAUAAACAAAACCGUCAUAAGACUUUACAGGAACCUCUUAUCUUGAGAGAAGAUCAAAAAGAAUACGAUCAAGCUGUUAAGAAUGAUGAGUGGCAGAGGAGACAAAAUGAUAAGAUGUUGCAACAAUGGAUUGGCGGUGGUAGUGCUGAUAACUACGUCUCUCCAUUUACUACAUUACAAAAUAUAAGACCGUCGGGCGUGAAAGUUGGAAAAGGCCGUUUUGUCAAUUCUUCAAAGGGAAAGAGAAGCUGA